ACUAUUGAUCAGUGUGUGUUUACAUAGAGAACUGAGCAGUGUCCUCUACUCCUUCACAGUCACUCAUAAUACACAACCAUGCUUUCUGUUGUGAUAAGGAUGAGUGCACUCAGUUUGCAGUGCUGUCUACUGCAUGUUAUUUUGAGCCAGGUACUGCUAAGCAAAGUUGCUGUCACAACAGUGAGCAAUGACGAGCCUAGUGUUCGUGAAGCUCGGUCAGCGGGCAACGAGGUGGUAGUUCAUCCAGUGGACUGUGUUUUAUCAGAGUGGAGCGCGUGGUCACGCUGUGACACCUGUCAGAAAAAAAGAUAUCGCUUUGCUAAGCUGGACCAGCCGUCUCAGUUUGGAGGACAGCCGUGCAAUUUUCAUGGCAGGGAGGAGGAGGCCUGUAACGUUCCAGACCGCUACACCUGUGACAAUGUUCCUUUGUGUGAGGGAUUUUUCUGUACCCAAACAGGUCGCUGUAUUCCAAGAACUCUGCAGUGUAGUGGGGAGGAUGAUUGUGGGGACAUGUCGGAUGAAGUCGGGUGUAAGAAGGUUUCCAAGCCCUGCAGGCAGGAGGUGGAAGAGUACUGGGGAAUCGAAAACCUCGCCAAAGGAAUCAACAUCUUGAACAGUAACCUGGAGGGAGUGGUGCUUGAUAACAGAUAUUACGCUGGCGGCUGCUUACCACACUACAUCCAAGAUGUCAGAUUCAGGAAGCCUUACAACUUGCAACAGUACACUCUACAGACAAAAGGCUCGUAUGAUUUCACCCUGCAGUCUUUUGAAUCAUAUUCUGACUACAUGGACCACACCGUGAAGGAGCGCAUGACCAAAACUACGGUUUCCUUUGGCUUUGCCAUUCCAGGCAUAGUUGAAUUUGGCUUCAACUUCAAUGAUGAAAAAUUCACCAAAUCAGUUCAGAAGAUCCGCCGUGCUUCUGGCAAGACUAACAGUUUUGUGAGGGCCAAAGCAGAACUGGAGUUGGCCCAGUACAUGUUGAAGUCAGAUGAUCUGAUGCUUCACCCAGAGUUCCUGCAGCGCCUGCGCUCCUUGCCACAGUCCUAUGUUUAUGGGGAAUACAGACAGAUCUACAGAGACUACGGCACCCACUACAUCACAGAGGCUGCACUGGGAGGAGACUAUGAGCACACCAUUAUCCUGAACAAGGAGAAGCUUGAGAAGUCAGAUUAUUCUUUGGAAGACUACAAGCAUUGUACGCAGUCAGGUCUUAAGGUUGGGGCCAACAUCUAUGGUGUUUAUGUGUCAGCGGGGAUUCAGGGUGGAUCCUGUGAUGGCCUGCUGAAUGAAAUUGGAGAGGACACAGUGCAUGGCAGCAUGGUGGAGGACUUUGUUGCUGUUGUAAAGGGUGGGAGCAGUGAAUCUAUCACUGCUUUAGUGUCUAAAAAGCUUCCCACCCCGCAGCUGAUGGGGCUGUGGGGCAACAGUGUGCGUGCCAAUCCUGACUUCAUUCGCACAACAACACGACCACUGUAUGAGCUGGUGACUUCCAGAGACUUCUCCCAGGAUGCCACCCUGAAAAGAAACCUGAAGAGAGCCCUGUCAGAGUACCUGGCAGAGGCUAGUCCAUGUCGUUGUGCCCCCUGCCACAACAACGGAGUGGCUGUUUUAAGAGGCACCAGGUGUGACUGUGUGUGUCCUGUUGGCUAUACUGGACGGGGCUGUGAAAUCACUCAGAGGCGAAAAGAUAUAGCCAUUGACGGCAGCUGGAGCUGCUGGGGUGCAUGGUCAUCCUGCAGCGGAAGAACGAUGACAAGGAGUCGACAGUGUAACAACCCAGCGCCCAGCAAUGAAGGCUUGGCAUGCAGAGGACUGCAGCAAGAGUCUACUGAAUGCUUUUAAAAUCUGCUCAACAGCCCUGAUUGUAAACCUUGACUUUAAGAUUUCUAAAAAGGUCAUUGAAAAUCGAGGUUUUUAAAUAUUUGAAUAAAAACAGACUUGGAAAUGGGA
This is a messenger RNA of Micropterus salmoides (largemouth bass), 1953 nucleotides long. It is a transcript of the gene c8b, whose product is annotated as complement component 8, beta polypeptide. The record is from RefSeq and is a predicted model, not a curated record. The coding region runs from base 79 to 1845 and encodes 588 amino acids. Gene Ontology annotation, molecular function: protein binding. The transcript has 12 exons. Gene Ontology annotation, biological process: immune response. Gene Ontology annotation, cellular component: membrane attack complex. NCBI's taxonomy places the organism in Eukaryota, Metazoa, Chordata, Actinopteri, Centrarchiformes, Centrarchidae.